AUGGUCUCGGAUUACGCGGCCCCCCCUCCACUACCAGCAGACGGCGGCAAUAACGGGGUUCCUGCCACCAGCAACAUCGUCGGAGAGACUAAGAUGAUUGGCACCAUCAGGACGACGACGGUAUCAGCUUGGGGCCUGUCGAUCGGAUACAAGCUGCGGUCCGACUGCUGGGGCAAAGGAUACGCCACACGCGCGAUCACGGCGUUUCUGGAGAUGUACUGGAGCCAGCGUAGGUUGGCUCCGAGGAGGGAGGCGGCUGUUGUCACCGAGGUGGCGGCGUCAGCAGCAGAAGGCCAGAGGAGACAGGGAGAUGAUGGUGCCCAUGCCUCCUCUGCUGGAGAUCUGGAUCAAAGGUUGCAGACCAAAGAGAAUGGGGCUACGGCAGCUACGAAAGAUGCAGAGAGCGACGAUGACGACGGGGAUCAAGUCGAGAUCACGCAUCUCAUUGCGCAGGUUGACCUGGAGAACGUGGGCAGCAUGAGAGUCUGUGAAAAGUGCGGCGGGAGGCUUGUCGCCGUCGAAAAGGAGUGCAUCAAGGUGUGGCGGUUUGCCGAGAUGAGGGAUAUGGCUGUGUGGAGGUUUGACAAACCUUCUGACAGCUUGCCGAGUCAAGCUUGA
Colletotrichum acutatum is the source of this 618-nucleotide messenger RNA. RefSeq lists its product as uncharacterized. The transcript has a single exon. Lineage: Eukaryota; Fungi; Ascomycota; Sordariomycetes; Glomerellales; Glomerellaceae. The record is from RefSeq and is a predicted model, not a curated record. Gene Ontology annotation, molecular function: acyltransferase activity, transferring groups other than amino-acyl groups. Bases 1 to 618 code for a protein of 205 amino acids.